UUCAGGUGUCUAUACAUGUCAAGUGUGUUUACAUGGCUUGCUGGAGCUUGUCAUAACUGUGUCCACCUUGCUUCAAUUAUUCUCUUCCUCCUCUCAUCCAUCGCUUCAUUUGUAAGAUCUGGAGGAUUUUGUAGCUUCAUUGGUAGUCUAGGGUCUCCCCGGGAGGACUGUCUCUUGAAUUCAUCACAUGUAAUACAGAGAGGAGAAAUGAGUGCUCAGAAAGCAUCUGCAGGGAUAACUAAAGCAACUGCUAUGGAAGGUUCUUCAGAACCAGCUGUUAAAGAAGAUGCAGAGAAGGCAAGCCCAGCUGUAUGUGCCAGUCAGCCCUUGCAAGACCUUGAGGAACGACUAGGUACUAAUGGGGGUAUGAGCCAAGAUGCUGGUCAGGGUAGUCAACCCAACAGUCUUGCAUAUUCUGGAGAUAAUGAGGAGGAGUACCUGCGUGCAACCUGGCAGCGUCUAGGCGUGGGCCAUGAUGGUUACCUCUCACUCGAUGAGCUUGCUACAGUUUGCCAUGCAAUCGGAAUGGAAAAGGUUGCAAAUGAGGUUUUGGAGCAGCUGUUUAGUAGACUGGAUGUUGAUGGCGAUGGGAGGAUCAGCUUCGAGGAGUUUGUCCACAUGUUCCAGAAUGGAGGGCCAAGUGGAAACAAUUCUUUAGUUCUUGAUGAAUCUUUGCAUCAGGAUGUGCCAGGUACCCCACUUAGUAGAAUGAGUUCAGUGAGUGAUGAACGGCGUGGAGUAACUACAACCGAGUUCAGCGUGUUCUCUUCGAUUGAUCCAGAAAAUACUGGGUAUGCUACUGUGGAGAGUCUGCUUGAACUGUGGGAAUCCCUCAACAUCAGUAAUGGUGUGAGUCUCUUAAGAGAAAUGGGCUUCCCACAUCGGUCACAUGAACGUCUUUCUCUGUGCGAUCUCUCCGUGGCCCUGGAGGAAGAAUGUCAGAUUACAGAAGAGCAGGAGUCAGGUACUGCUGCCUCCACUCUCAAUGUGGCACUCCUCACUUACCUCCAUGAUAUCAAAUACCUUCGGUUAUCUUUGGACUCUGCUCUUGGUGAGAGAAAUAAACUUCGCCUUGAUCUAAAUGAAGCCAACCAGCGACUGACCUUACUGGCUCAGGAGCUCGAUGAGCAUAAUGCUCACAUGGAGGCUACCUCUCAGUAUCAGAUCCAAGAGUUAGAAAGACAGUACCGGGAUCAGGUGAGAGAGUUACAAGAGGCAGUGACCCAUGAGCGGGACUCAGCGCGGGAACAAGUAUCUACUGUUGCACGGGAAAUGCAAGCACAGAAUACUCAGUUGCAGCAGGAAGAAUUUAAAUUGAAGGCAAAAUUGUCUUCGCUUUAUACUGACAUAAAACGCUUAGAGGCUGAAAACUUUGAGCUGAGUGAGAAGUUGCGAGAGGCAGAGCGGCAGUUGUCUCAGAUGGAAAAACAAGUGGCAGAUAUGCAGACUCUGAAGAACAAGGUUGCAGAGUACGAGUCCAUGAGUCCGAGGGAAGAAGAAUACCGUCAACUUUUGGAUCGGCUAGAGCGGGUCACUGCAGAGAAUCAGCAUUUACGAGACAACAAUGAUGAAUUGUUGUCGCAGAUUGACUCCUUCCCCAUGCGCCAAAACAUGAGGAACAGUGAUAAGGAGAGCAGCUUGGAUGGUUCCUGCCUUGGGGAUUAUGUAGAUCAACCUAUGGGUCUUCUGGCACCAGUGAAGCGUAGGGGAUCAAACAGUGGCUCUGGAGAUGAUAGCUGUGAGGAAGAGAGUCCACGAGGCAGCAAAGUACGGCGUUGUAGUAAAGGACUCAAUGUACACUAUGUUGAUGUUGGAUCAUAUGAUGAAUCCUUCUUUGACUCAAGCAUGAGUAGUCUCUUGAAAAGCUCCCCAGCACCGUCCACACAACCGCUCAACUCAUCCCAACCUGCAUCACUGGAGGAGCUGAUUGUCAAGGUUCCUCGGAGAAGCUCUGGCGACAGUGAUGCUGGUGAUUCUACUGUCAUUAAAGAUUCGUUUUGUUUGGGCAUCAAGAGUGCAUCGCAGUUAGUCAACAAAGAACUGAAGCAGGUCUUCAAGCAAGUGCGUGCAAGUGUAAAAGAAGAAUAUAAAAAAGACAGUGAGAAAUCUGAGUUACAGAAACAAGAUGAAAAAAAUAACAGCAAAUGUGAUGGAAACAACUCAGUGUUGAACAGAUCUAAUAAACCAUCAUCAAGAGAGGAAUUAGAAGCUGAAUUAAUCCAGUUACGAGAAGAGAAGAACAGGUUAGCCAGACAAUUAGCAAUGCAGAGAGGUGAAUUUGCACAUCAGUCAGUAAAGAAAGAGUUUGAGUGUGAAAUGACUUUGCAUCAGUGUUCCGAGGUGCGAGAACCACUAGAGGAGACAACAGCACGACUCGACAGCCCUCCUCCUGAUAAUGGACGCACAAAUUUUCCCCUCGUUUCUACGCCAGUCAAGUCUUCCCAUUCAGCUCCUGUCAGCUUGAGAGAAAAGUGUAUGAGGUGUGGUGACACACAGGGUCAGUUAACGGUGGCAUUAGAGGAACUAGAGAUGGCUCUUCGCAGGGAGGAGCAGGAGCGAUCUCAGCGCAUUAGUGUUGAAACAUUACUCACCAAUAGGCAAGAAAUAGAUAGCCCUGUUGAAUCUGGAGUUGCUCAGAGGGAGGUUGAGUUUGAGAACAUGAGAAAACGAUGUCGCUCACUAAUAGAAAAGAUACAGAAAAAACGACGUGCUCUUUCACCGAAGGAGGAUAAUACCAAGGAAAAUGAGGACAGUUGCAAUAAAACUGAGCAGGAAGGAAGUAUGAAGCAGCCUCAGGCCAGCGAGUUGCCUUACACCACAUACUGUAACACAAAUGAUCCUGAUAAAGACAGUGUUGAUCAUUCUGUUUCAGAGUUCUCUCGUGAUGACUUCCAAGUUCUUGAAGAACAGGUUCUUGCUCUAGAAGAAGAGAUGAGCCUUGAACGUGACAGCCUGGAGAAGCAGAGAGCCACUUUGUUGGAGAAGAAUAACAAACUUGAGCAAGACAUGGAGAUUCUUCGUGUGGAAUUUGACAAGAGUGAAGACUAUUGGACAUUGAAACUACAAGAAGAACAGGAUUACUAUGAAGAAGAACGCCGCCUUUAUGAUGAUAAAUUUUCUGCUCUGGAGAAGAAAAUUCGGGAAUAUGAAGAUCUGGUGCUGUCUGGAGGAGGAGGUGGAGGAACAGGAGCAAGUGGAGGACGAGAGAAUUCUGAUGAAUCUGACCGUUUGUCAACCAUUGAUGAGAGUGCGGUUUGGGAAAAACAGGUUACUGAGCUGGAGGAAGAGGUGACGCUCUUGCGGAAGCAAAUUGAUGACCUCAGGGAGGAGAGACAUCAGUUGGAGAGUAGCAUGGAGGCCCGUGUGUCUGAGGAGAGACACCUUGCUGCUCAGGAGUGUGCUAACCUCCAGGAACAAGUUAAUAACCUUUCAACACAGCUUCAUCAAGCACAACUACAAGUUACAGCAGUGCUAGAAGAAUUGGAGAAAGUUCGAAGAGAAUCAGAGCAACGUGUUCAGGAGUUGGUGAACCAACAGAAAUUGAACCUGCAAGUAAGAACUGCCUUAAUGAAUGGCCAUGCCACAGAAGUUGAAGAGCCACCCAACCCAGGAACACAAGAAGACAGGCCAUGUUAUCAGAGUUCUGGAAGUUUAGGAGAAGAGACUAUUAAUGGGUCACUACGAGCUCAACUACGCCAGUGUCAUGGACGAUUGCGGUACCUUGAAGCUGCACUUCGUCAACAUCAUACCCAUGCUUCUCAAAUACUAACAGUAACAAGAGAGCAACAUGCAGCUGAAGUGCAAAACCUUGAGAGCAUGAUGGCAGCUACUCAGCAAAUGCUUGGUCAACAUAUUGCAAAAUACAAGGACCAGCUUAGUAAGGCCAGUCGUAGUGAUUCUCUCGUUAAGGAACUAUACCUGGAAAAUGCUCAGCUAAUGAGAGCUCUACAAAUAACAGAAAGCCGACAAAAAUCAGCAGAAGAAGGAAGUCGAAGAUUGCAGAUGGCAGCAUUAGGACCCCACACCAUUUCAUAAAGGUGGUAAUUUGGUAAUUAAUUUAUUUUUUACUUUGUAUUAGAUAUUUUUUUAACAUUGAUAUGAACAAAUGUUCAAACCAUAAAUCAAUAAAUUUGUUGUGGUUUCAACUUAAUUUGAAAUAAGGGUUUUGAUCUGAAAGUAUUUUAAUACCUCAGUUACAUGAAUUACUGAAUUGUUUAAUCAGUGCCUCAACAGAUCUCUGGAAACCUGCCAUGUUAUUUUUAUAGAAAGAAUUUUGGCAUUUCCAUCUCAGUCCAAUUUUGUAAAGAUUUCAUUAACCAACAUUUUAGAUUUCUGCAUUAUUUUCAGUGGUUUAAUAUAUGUAAUUGUAUUUUCCUACAAGACUUCGAUAUUUUUUAAAUAUUUCUUCUUACAAGUGAACAAGAGUUAAUGUCUAUGUCCAUGCAGUUAAUUGCUUUGUCUGGUUGUAGUUAUUUGUAAAAACCACAAUUUUAAUUUGCGAAUGCAUAUUUUACACGAGUGUGAAUGAAGUCUACUUCAGCCUUUAGAGUUCUUACUUAAGUACAGACAAACUCUGCUGAAGGCUUUUGUAUGUUUACUGAUGUAAUCUGCCUUAUAUGUAGUGUUUGCUCUUUAACCUACGUGAAUGCUGUGCUAAAAUAAAAAAAAUUGUUUUGUAAAGACAUCUACCACCAUAUUUCUUAAUUUGAUGGCAAUAACUGAAGGUGGCUGUAGACAGCAAAAAGUAUUUAUUGUGCACAUAGUAUAUAUAUAUAUAUAUUCAUCAGAGCCCCUCAAGGGAAGUGCCUUGAUUCCAGUGAGCUCUAUCUAGGAAAUUGGACCUAAUUUCCUCUUCCUAGGAUCAGACUCAAUUGCCUCCCAUUCCUCCAGGUGCUGUAUGAUCCAUAAGUUUAUUACUCCCUUCCUCAUGAAUGUAAAGCAAUUAUGGGGAAACACUAAAGUACAUAGGUAUAAUACAGGGUCAAACCAAGAAAAAAUGAGGGGCCAGUCCAAUUCCUUGGUUCUAAAGUCCUUCCUCACUGUCAUCAAAGAACAUACCUUAAGGGCUUUAUUGUACAUAAAAGUGAAAAAAGCUGACUGCUCUGUCCCUUGCUCCCUCUCCUUUCAUAAUAUUAAAAACAUUCUUAUUUAGGGGCUAGGAUACCUAUCAUGCUGUUAGAGCUGCUGCCUCUGAAAGUGCUGGAAAUGGAUAUUGACUGAACACAGCAACAGAUGUUCACUGUCUAUAAGCUUUUUUUUUUUUUUUUUUUUUUUUUUUUACACACACCCUUGUCUAGAGAAAUACAGAGAGAAGAUUGCCCCUAGCAGUGAUGUAUGUGGGAGAAAGAGCUAUUGCACUAAUUUCCCCCAACACCUCAUCCCAAGAUGCUUUAAUCUUUUUGAAAUAUAUUGGAGAUGACUGUACCAUAGAUGUUUAGUGUACAUGAAAUUGGAUAGUUUCCUUUAGUUUUUAGAACUCUAUAAAGUGAAAACCUACUAUAGGCCACUACUGUCAACAUUGAUACCUGAAAUGCCACCACAAAUCUAAGAAAUUAAGCAUGUCCUAUAUAUGAUGAGGAUUAGGUGUAUAGACUGAUGUGUGGUCUUGAAUGCCUAAUGUACUAUUUUUGUAUUUUAUAUAAGAAUGUUUCUUACAAACCAUUAUCCCCCAUGAAUAUUCUUAAAGGAUUUCCCAGUAACAUUCACAGAUCUUGGAACUUCAUCCUAGGCUUUCAGCAUUGUUUGCCUGAAUUACUGUUGUAUGUUAAAGGGAUUGAAAAAAAAAAUUCUAGUCAAGUGGAUUUUUCUUACUGUAUUGUGAAUGGUUUUAUCAGAUGUAAAGUUUUUAGUGUGUGUGCGAGUGUGUCAUUCAACUGCAGCAGAUAAUCAGUUUAAUAUUUGUAAAUAUUAAAUUAAUUGUGCCAUAAUGCAGGACAGAUUUCAUGUGGCCAAUUUUUUUUUUUAAGCAAUCUACAAAUUCACCUUAGGAUCUUCCACAAAUGGUAUAUACUAAAACUGCUGAAGUUGUAAUUAUUGUACAUUGAGUUGCUCACAUUUAUACAUCAGUGCCUCUGUAUGUGAUACCAAAGCCUGUAGAAUGUCAUGAAAUAAAUAAUGUAUAUCCCUCUUAUUCAGGGUAACUAAAACCUUAUGUUAAUAUUUGUUUAGAUAGUAAAAGAAAAUGUCAUUUUCACAAAAUCCAAGUGUUAAAUGCUUUAGUGUUACUGGUCAGGUUCUAUUCUUAAAAACAAAGUUGAACUUACAAGGUGCUAUCAAAAAAAUUUCCUGGACUGCCGUGAAAAAAAUGCAUAGGCUUACCUUAUCACCUAGUUUGUUUACCUUGAAGUACUCAGUGAAGCUAUACACUGAUCCUAGUGCCUCUGCCACAUCUCAAAACAUUUCUGGAACUCUUCUUUCCUAAGUGUCUAGCACAGCCUAGAUUCUACUCUAAUCUCCUCCACCUUGAAACAUUGCCCCUCUAGUGUCAUUUGUAUUUUUUGAGAGACAUCAUGGACUACAUCUGGGUAUUUAGUGCUUACUUGUGAUUAUAAUAAUAUAUCGGUAUUAGCAGGAAGGGUGGGGGAUGACCAUGUCUUUCAGGACUCUAGUCAGCAGACAGGGCAUAAAUUUUGCAGCCUCUUGUUCAAAGUUUGUCAAAAUGCUUUGACAUGACCCACAAGAAAUCCCUUCAGCACUUGCAAUGUCUUUGAUAUGCCAACAACAAUCUUUAACAAUAGCCUUCCUCACUUUUUCCAUUUUUUUUCUUUGAUGACCUGAGCAUAGUCAACUUGCAUUCAUCCUUUGAAUUGAGGAAGCCAUUCAAAACACUGUCCAACUCUUUCUUCAUUGCCAAAUGCUGAAGCUGAAGCACUGUUCUUUCAGAUUCUAUUGUUACAAAAAGAAAAAAUGCCCAUCUAAACAAAAUGACCAAUUACCCACCUUCACAAAGGAGUGUAGUGCAUAGGGAUGUACACUGCCACUGUACCCCAUCCCCAAAGGAAGCAUACAAAAAUUAGACAAGCAUUUUUGAUAGCACCUCAUAAUAAUAAUUAUUAUUAUUAUUAUUAUAAAAAAGAAGCGCUAAGCCACAAGGGCUAUACAGCGCUGCAGGGUAGGAAAGGAAGCGAGGUAUUGGAUGGCAGAAGGGAGGAGGGAUGAUCAGUAGGUUACAGAAAACAGCGGGGCAGGGGAUAGUGCGGGGGUAGAGGGUAGCAAGAGAUUGAAGUAGAAAGGGCUGAAGGUAUCAGAAUUUGUGAAGUAAGUCAGUUGUUGUCAAAAAGUCAAUGAGAGAGUCCGGAUGAAAGGUGGGUCCAUCAGCGAGAAGGGAAGGAGUUACCUGGAGUUACCUGGUAAAGAAAGAGCAGCGGAGCGAAGACGACGACGGAGGUAAAUUCUGCGUGCUCGUUGAUAAAGUGGGCAGUCCAACAGAAUGUGGCUGACUGAUAAUGGAACUUGGCAAUUCUCACAGAGAGGAGCAGGGCGCCUCUCCAUGAGAUAUCCAUGAGCAAGACGAGUAUGGCCAAUGCGAAGACGGGAGAGAGUAGUCUCCCACCCUCGACACUGGUGAUAAGAAGACGGCCAGUAACGUAUACUCGGUUUAAUAUUAUUAUAAUCAAAAAGAAGCGCUAAGCCACAAGGACUCGGUUUAAUAGAUUGAAGUUUGUUGCUGAGCAUAGUAGACCAACGUUGUUGCCAACGGCUGUGAAGUUGGGAAGAUAUUGCAGCAAAAUAGUCCAUAAAUGGAAUACCUCUACAUGAAACUAGUAGGUCAUGUACUGCUGACCGCGCAGCAGUGUCUGCCUGUUCAUUGCCCUGUACGUCAACAUGACCAGGGACCCAACAAAAAAAACAAUAUCUUUAUGCUUGGUAAAGAUGUGGCGUAGCCAAAGUUGGAUACGGAGGACUAAGGGGUGAGGUGUAUCAAAUUUCUGUAUAGCCUGUAAAGCACUAAGGGAGUCUGAGACAACCACAAAUGAUGACACAGGCAUAGAUGCAAUACGGAUAAGUGCUGUAAGGAUGGCAUACAAUUCAGCAGUAAAAAUACUAGCCGAAGAUAGUAAAUGCCCUUGUACGACGCUGUCCGGAAACACUGCUGCGAAUCCUAUGCCGUCAGAAGACUUAGAGCCAUCUGUGUACACAGCAAUGGCAUGAGAAUGAGAGUGAAAGUGGUCAAGAAAAAGAGAGCGGGAAGCGACCGUAGACAGUUGGGCUUUCGAGCAAGGGAGAGAGAAAGAACAGACUCGAACA
Messenger RNA from Cherax quadricarinatus, 8247 nucleotides. The record is from RefSeq and is a predicted model, not a curated record. NCBI's taxonomy places the organism in Eukaryota, Metazoa, Arthropoda, Malacostraca, Decapoda, Parastacidae.